Molecule: messenger RNA, 1341 nt
Organism: Penicillium crustosum
Lineage: Eukaryota; Fungi; Ascomycota; Eurotiomycetes; Eurotiales; Aspergillaceae
Product: peroxidase family protein
Exons: 7
Coding region: 1-1341 (446 amino acids)
Molecular function (GO): peroxidase activity
Source: RefSeq, a predicted model, not a curated record
AUGCGCAUCUUCACUACAGGGCUGUUGCUCUGGCCACUGUCGCUUAUCAAUCUAGUAUCAGCCUUCCCAGGGUCGAUCAACGCUCACGAUAGACACUUAGGACAUCAAGGCAUGCACAAGCGUUGCCCAUACGCAAACACCCAGGACCAAGGCAAGCCGAAGAUGGAACAUGAAAAGCGGUUUCUAUUCAGUUUGAUGAAAUCGCCUGUUGAUAUUACCGGCGAGCAUACAUUCCAACCCCCGAACUUUGAGAACGGUGACCAGAGAGGCCCCUGUCCAGGUCUCAAUGCACUCGCAAACCAUGGAUACAUCCCGCGGAGUGGAGUGGUAUCGUUCGCAAAUGUGAUUGCUGCGAUCAACAAAGUCUAUGGCAUGGGAGUUGAUCUGGCUACUGUCCUCGCGAUCAUGGGUACUGUCUGGACUGGGGACGUGCUGUCUCUCGAUCCCAGCUUCUCCAUCGGGGGUCCCGAUACUGGCGUUAACAACCUUCUCAAUAACUUGGGCGGUCUGCUCGGUGAACCCCAGGGCCUGAUCGGCUCGCACAACUUUAUCGAAGCAGACUCCUCCAACACGCGAGACGAUAUUUACGUUACGGGCAACAGCUGGGCGCUGAACAUGGAAAAGUUCAUGACUUGGUACAAUAUGUCUUCUGAUGGGACUUACGAUAUGAGUCUUAUGGCCGAACGCGCAAAGAUCCGUAUGGAUCAAACCAUCCAUACAAACCCGGAUUUCUACUACGGACCUGUGACUGGGCUCAUUGCACGCAACGCCGGUUACAUUUUCGCAGGUCGGCUGUUUCGAAAUCACUCAACCGAAAAUCCAGAGGGAACACUGACUAAGAGCCACCUCCGGAAUUUCUACGGCAUUUACGGCCCGGAACAUAAUCUCACCUACCGUGAAGGCUGGGAGAGGAUACCCGAGAACUGGUACAAGACACCUGUAGACUACGGACUCAUCUCACUCAACUUGGAUAUCAUUGGCUUCAUAUCGAGAUAUCCGGAGCUUGGCAGUAUUGGAGGAAAUACGGGCAAAGUAGACAGCUUUGCCGGAGUUGAUCUAGGGGACCUGACAGGUGGUGUCUUGAACUUGGCCGGCCUGCUGAAGGAUAAUAACUUGCUGUGCUUCGUGACUGAAGUGUUGAAGUUUGCCAGCCCCAACGCGCUUGCUGGGAUAUAUUCGACCGUAGCUAAGCCGUUGGAGUUUGUCACUAAUAUUCUCGCUGUGCCUUUGCUCAACUUUACUUGCCCGGCAUUCCAAGAUCUUCAGAUCGGAGGGAAGCCGCUAUGGGAGGCGCUUCAAGAGGACUUCCCCGGUGCCCUGAAGAGCAAAGGUUCGCUUUAG